GUGACAUGUUGAAUUAAAUUAAAUAGAAUGAAAUAUAGAAAAUAUUGACAGUAUAAAAGCUGAACAUGAUGGGAAUACAUACCCCAUUUCAAAAAUAUCUGCAAACACACAGAGAACACAAAGGAAACCAAAACACACAAACAAACAACCAAACAGUAUCCAAAAAAUAUAACCGGCAAUAACCGGUAACAAACCAGUCACUAAAAACCCUACUAUUUCUCCCAUCUCUCUUCAUCCAUCCAACAAUAGCAACAUCAACUUCUUCCUUUCAUAGUUUCCUCUUUGUUUCCUUCCUUCUUCCAAACCAACAACUAUCUGCACUCUUUCAAUCACUCUUUUUUUUGUGUGUUUUUUUGUAUGCAUCAUCAAAUUCUCAAUCAACUUUGACGUAUCAAUUUUUUCUGUCACCAUAAUAAUAAACUUAACAUCAUCAUUAAUUAUUAUACCUUCUCUUUCUUUUUUUGUCACUUCCAUCACUUCACUUCACCUUCAUCUAUUUAAAAGUUUCAUUUUUUAGUAUUUUUCUUCAUUUGGGUCAUCAAAAAAAUUUACUAUCUUUUUUUUUUGUUGUCACUUCAUUUCUCCUUCAUCUAUCUAUAAAAAUAAAAAAGUUUCAUUUUUUAGUAUUUUUUUUUGGGUCAAAAAAAAAAUUUGUUGGGUUUUUUUUUAGUGAAUGAAGUUUUAAUAUUUUUUUUCUUUCUUUUAUCUAUUAUGGCUAGUGAUGAGGGUUUUGAAGGUUACCAUGUCCCACAACAAAGUAGAAGAGAUAAGCUUAGAGUUGUUGUGGCUCAAAACCAAUCUAAUGAACCUUUACUUCCUUUUUAUGAUUCUUCUUCUUUCAUUACUAAUUUUAACCAACAACAAGGUUUGAAACAAAAUUCUUGUUCUUCUUCUAAUUCUAUGAAGGAUUUAGAAUGUUCUAAUUUGAUGAUGCGUUUUUCAAGAGAAGAAGGAAAAAGGGUAAUGAAUAAUAAUAUUUCUUCUACUUCUUCUAAUCAUCCUUAUUUUGAAACUUUGAAUCAUAAUAAUCAAGCAAAUAAUAAUAUUAAUAACCCUUUUUUCUAUCAAGCACAAAACAUUCAAAAUCUUAGAAAUUUUGAUGAACAACAACAUAGUAGUACUAGUACUAUGAUGUUGAAUAAUCAUGAACCUUUGUCUUUGUCACUUUCAUCAAAUAAAAGUGUUAGUAGUAAUUUACCUUUGGAGUUAAAUCUACAAAGAUAUGGAUCUAUGAUUUAUGGUGGUGGAGGUAUGAUUCAAGGGUUAGUUGAAGGUGGUGGAGGAGGAGGAGGAAGUGGUGGUUCAGUUCCAUUUACUGGAUAUGCUUCUGUUUUGAAGGAUUCUAGGUUUUUGAAACCAGCUCAAGAAUUAUUGGAAGAGAUUUGUGAUGUUGGAGGAAGAGGUUUUUGUAGUGAGAAAAUUGUGGUUUUGGCUGAUUCAUCUUUGAUGAUGGAAUCACCUUUGGAAAGAUUGAGUGAAGAAGAUCCAUUUGGUGAUGAUGGUCGAAAUAAGUCAAGAUUAUUGACUAUGCUUGAUGAGGUUUACAAGAGGUACAGGCAAUACUACCAACAGAUGCAAUCGGUAGUAACAUCAUUUGAGUAUGUUUCGGGCCUCAACAAUGCAGCUCCUUAUGCAAGUUUGGCGAUAAAAGCCAUGUCAAAACAUUUUCGGUGUUUGAAGAAGGCAAUUACUGACCAGCUUCAGUAUUCCAAUAAGGCUCAUUUUCACACAAGCAAUAGGAAGGAUGAAUCUCCGAGAUUUGGCAAUAGUGAAAGAGGAGGUCCUUACGGCCAUAGGUCAGGUUUUCUUGAGCAGCAACAACCUGUGUGGCGUCCUCAAAGAGGACUCCCCGAGCGUGCUGUGACUGUUCUUAGAGCUUGGCUCUUUGAGCACUUUUUGCAUCCCUAUCCUACCGAUACCGACAAAAUAAUGUUGGCUAAACAAACCGGUCUAUCACGUAGCCAAGUGUCUAAUUGGUUCAUAAAUGCAAGAGUAAGACUAUGGAAACCAAUGGUAGAAGAAAUACACAUGCUAGAAACAAGGCAAACUCCAAAAGAUUCACAAAAGGAAGAAAGUUCUAGGAACAAAUCAAGUGAUCAUCAUCAUUUGCCUUCGGAUACUUCUCUACUUUCCGAUAAUCCGUCGACCUCGACAGAUAAGUUUCAAGACGUUGCUUACAAGCGUGCCAUAAACGAAAUACCGAACAUACCAAUUAGGAAUCAAGCACAACAACAUCAUCAACAACAACAAAUGAAUCUACCUUUUCAACAAGUUGGUGUUGGAAUGAACAUAGGUAGUGGAAGCAACAACAAUAAUAAUAGUAAUAGUAAUGUUUCAUUGACAUUAGGACUUUAUCAAAAUCAUGGAAUUGGUUUAGCUGAACCAUUUCCAUUAAGUGCUGCUCAAAGAUUUGGUCUUGGGCUUGAAACCAAUAAUGAAGGUUAUGUUAUGAGUGGUUUUGAAUCACAAAAUAGGCAUUUUGGUAGAGAUGUUAUUGGAGGUCAAAUGUUUCAUGACUUUGUAGGAUGAACAUCUUUUUCAAUAUAAUUAUUAUAAUAAUUUGUAUGUACUUUUUUAUUGUGUUUUUAUAAACCAUUAGAAACUAGGAAGAAAAAUGAUAUUAUUGAAAUAAUCUUUAUGGUACUUUACAGUUUGGCGAUGAAAAA
This is a messenger RNA of Trifolium pratense (red clover), 2666 nucleotides long. Its product is annotated as BEL1-like homeodomain protein 9. Gene Ontology annotation, biological process: regulation of transcription by RNA polymerase II. Lineage: Eukaryota; Viridiplantae; Streptophyta; Magnoliopsida; Fabales; Fabaceae. The record is from RefSeq and is a predicted model, not a curated record. The transcript is spliced from 4 exons. The coding region runs from base 712 to 2529 and encodes 605 amino acids. Gene Ontology annotation, molecular function: RNA polymerase II cis-regulatory region sequence-specific DNA binding; DNA-binding transcription factor activity, RNA polymerase II-specific.